GCUGUGGCGAGGCGCAUGCCACGGCCCCGCGCUCCCCCUCCGGCGCCAGAGCACCGGCUCAUUACCACCACAGCAAAAUUCGCCGACACAGCGCCGCCCGAGACUGAUCGAAUGGCGUUCCCCUGCUUGCCCGCGGCGCGGCCACCGCCGCGCGCCGUCCGAGCCCGAGGCAAGCGUCCCCGCGGCCGGCGGCCCGCGCUGACGGUCGUGGCGGCCGGAACCCGCAUCAGCAGCGGCGCCGAGGCCCGUGGGUCGCUGGUGCUGGCGCUCGUCUCUCAGGCCCUCGCCGCCUCGCAGCGCCGCGCCGUCGAACUCGUCACCGAGGCCGCCAAGUACGCCCUCCCUUCCGGCCGCUUCGAGCCACGGACCCUCGAGGAGGCCCUCAUGUCCGUUCCCGACCUCGAGACCGUCCCGUUCCGCAUCCUGAAGCGCGAGGAGGAGUACGAGAUCAGACAGGUGGAGUCCUACUAUGUCGCUGAGACGACGAUGCCUGGAAGAACUGGGUUUGAUUUCAACGGAUCGUCUCAAUCGUUCAACGUGCUGGCGUCUUACUUAUUCGGUAAGAACACAAGGUCCGAACAAAUGGAAAUGACGACCCCUGUUUUUACUCGUAAGGAGGAAGUUCGCGGUGAAACUAUGGAAAUGACCACCCCAGUUAUAACAAAGAAGUCAGCUGAUGAAAAUAAGUGGAAGAUGUCUUUUGUGAUGCCAUCAAAAUAUGGCCCAGACUUGCCGCAGGCAAAAGACCCAUCUGUGACUAUCAAGGAGGUGCCCAGCAAAAUUGUAGCGGUUGCGGCCUUUCCAGGUUUGGUUACAGAUGAUGACAUAAGCCAAAGGGAAUCCAGAUUGCGGAAAGCUCUCCAGAAAGAUACCCAGUAUCGAGUAAAAGAGGAUUCAGUCGUGGAAAUUGCACAGUAUAAUCCCCCUUUCACACCUCCGUUCGCAAGGCGCAAUGAAGUAGCACUAGAGGUCGAGGGGCUUGAUAGUACCUCCUGAUGUCCAAGACUAAUAAAUAAGUUGUUAAAUUUCAGGUUGUAUGCAGAUGUACAUUGUCCCUAACAUUCUCGCUAGUGCAGUAUGUAUAGUAUA
Molecule: messenger RNA, 1089 nt
Organism: Hordeum vulgare subsp. vulgare (domesticated barley)
Lineage: Eukaryota; Viridiplantae; Streptophyta; Magnoliopsida; Poales; Poaceae
Product: heme-binding-like protein At3g10130, chloroplastic
Exons: 7
Coding region: 16-996 (326 amino acids)
Source: RefSeq, a predicted model, not a curated record